UUCAGUACCCAACUAAUUUGUUUAUUAAAUAUUUUAGUAUUGCAGGUAACUAUUAUCUUGUUAUAUCUAGGCUGUAUUUUAUUUUUGUCCUAGUUGAAAUCCGUCGCUCUGCUCACUGUCCCGCUCUAUUAAAGGCAAAUACGUCUGUAACAGUUAUACCUGCUGCUACAUUGCAAACACUCAACACAAUCCUUCAUGUAUUGCCAUUGUGGAUUUGCCACUUAAAAAUGUUCUUCAGCAGUUAAAUGCUAAAAUUGUGAAUUAAAAAAAAAUGUUCCAAAUUGUACAGUGUUUAAGACCCAUAGCAAGAAACCAAAUCCAGAUAAAAUAUAAACCACAUAAUUUCACAAAAAUUUCAUCAUUUGCACGCAGGUUUUAUGCCAUCAAUAAAUUUUAUAAAACUACUUCAAUUAUUGAAAAUAGUGACUCUUAUGGAGUAUUACUUGACAGUAGCAAAUUAAAAACACCAUUAGGUAAAGAACUUAUAAUAAAUAAUAAGGCUUUGGCUCUUGCUGUUGCCGAAGAAUGGGAAAUGCAGAAAGAACAUAUUAAAACAGAUCCUAUGCAUUUGACAAAGUUGUGUUUUUUGGCAGUUGACAAUCCUAGCGAUCUUUCAGAGCAUGAAGUGGUACAACAAAUAUUGUCUUAUCUGGAGACUGACACAGUCUUCUUCAUUUCUGAUGCUGAUAACGAGCUAGAAAAAGUAUUGAUGGAAAAAUGGAUGCCACUAAUUCAAAAGUUUAAUGGAUAUUUUGAUACCAAUUUAAAACCAUCCAAAGGUAUUUAUGUUGAAAGUCUUGAUGCACAAACUAAGGCCUUAGUUGAAAAAUAUUUUUUAUCGCUUGGAUUCCCUGCUCUUCAUGGUGUUUUACAUGCUGUUGAAACUUUAAAAUCAUUGGUACUUACUGUAUGUUGCUUGCAUCAAGAUAUUUCUGUAAAAGAUGCUGUUCUAUUAUCUAAAAUGGAAGAAGAAUAUCAAUGCACAAAAUGGGGACGUGUGGAUUGGAUUAAAGAUUAUAUAGACAACGACUCCGUAAUCAGAUUGUCAGCUGCUAUGCUAUUUAUUUAUUAUACACUUAAUCCUAAAUACAAACCAUUAGCCAAGCGGGAUAAUUACACUCAAAUACAACAGUCUUUAAAACAAUAACUAAUAAGUCAUGUAUUAAUAAAUUGUUAAAAAAUAGAGCAUAUUCUUAUGAUUA
Myzus persicae (green peach aphid) is the source of this 1202-nucleotide messenger RNA. RefSeq names its product ATP synthase mitochondrial F1 complex assembly factor 2. Lineage: Eukaryota; Metazoa; Arthropoda; Insecta; Hemiptera; Aphididae. The transcript is spliced from 7 exons. The coding region runs from base 272 to 1147 and encodes 291 amino acids. Gene Ontology annotation, cellular component: mitochondrion. Gene Ontology annotation, biological process: mitochondrial proton-transporting ATP synthase complex assembly. The record is from RefSeq and is a predicted model, not a curated record.